Molecule: messenger RNA, 3349 nt
Organism: Myripristis murdjan (pinecone soldierfish)
Lineage: Eukaryota; Metazoa; Chordata; Actinopteri; Holocentriformes; Holocentridae
Gene: p4hb
Product: prolyl 4-hydroxylase, beta polypeptide
Exons: 11
Coding region: 193-1737 (514 amino acids)
Biological process (GO): response to endoplasmic reticulum stress; protein folding
Cellular component (GO): endoplasmic reticulum
Molecular function (GO): protein disulfide isomerase activity
Source: RefSeq, a predicted model, not a curated record
UUCGGAUGACCCCUCCGGUUUCUGCGCGCAAUGCCACGUUAGUAGCGGUAGACACAAAAAUUCCAGCUGCAGCCCCAGCCUAAACAAGGAAACAGACCAAAACUUACACUGUUUUUCAGUUGAAGCAUAGCCAGCCGUGUCUACGAAUCGUUUUUUUCCUGUCAGGAGAGACACUAAUCGGUAACGUUAACUAUGCUGAAGUUUUUCCUACUCUGCACACUGGCUGUAGCCAGCAGGGCUGACAUCCCUGAGGAGGAGGAUGUCCUGGUGCUGAAGAAAAGUAACUUCGACGAGGCGCUGAAGGCUCACCCCAACAUCCUUGUUGAAUUCUAUGCCCCAUGGUGUGGCCACUGCAAGGCCCUGGCCCCAGAAUAUGCCAAGGCUGCUGGCAUGCUUAAGAAUGAGGGUUCAGAGAUCCGCCUGGCUAAGGUCGACGCCACAGAGGAGACAGAGUUGGCCCAGGAGUAUGGUGUGCGGGGGUACCCCACCAUCAAGUUCUUCAAGGGCGGUGAGAAGGAGUCACCCAAAGAGUACUCUGCUGGCAGACAGGCAGAUGACAUCGUCAGCUGGCUGAAGAAGCGCACAGGACCGGCAGUCGCCACCCUGGCAGAGGUCACCCAGGCAGAGUCUCUGAUUGCUGACAAUGAGGUGGCAGUCAUUGCGUUCUUUAAGGACACCGAGUCUGCUGGUGCCAAGGCCUUUGAAAAAGCAGCUGAAGCUAUCGAUGACAUUCCAUUCGGCAUGACCUCUGAUGAUGCUGUUUACUCCAAGUUUGAAGUGUCCAAGGAUGGUGUUGUCCUCUUCAAGAAGUUUGAUGAGGGCCGUAAUACCUUUGACGGAGAGCUGACGAAAGAAAACCUUCUGGCUUUCAUCAAGGCCAACCAGCUGCCUCUGGUCAUUGAGUUCACUGAGCAGACCGCUCCUAAAAUAUUUGGUGGAGAGAUCAAGUCCCACAUCCUCAUGUUUGUGCCCAAAGCUGCUUCAGACUUCCAGGACAAAAUGGACCAAUUCAAGAAAGCUGCAGAGGGAUUCAAGGGUCAGAUCCUGUUCAUUUACAUCGACAGUGACGUGGAUGACAACCAGCGCAUCCUUGAGUUCUUUGGCCUGAAGAAGGAGGAGUGCCCCGCCAUCCGCCUCAUCACCCUGGAGGAUGAGAUGACCAAGUACAAGCCCAGCACUGAUGCCAUAACUGCUGAGAGCAUCACUGAAUUCUGCACACUCUUCACUCAGGGCAAACUCAAGCCCCAUCUCAUGAGCCAGGACAUCCCUGAAGACUGGGACAAAAACCCUGUCAAGGUUCUGGUCGGCAAGAACUUUGAGGAGGUCGUCUUUGAUCCCACUAAGAACGUUUUUGUGGAGUUUUAUGCACCUUGGUGUGGACACUGCAAGCAGCUAGCCCCCAUCUGGGACAAGCUUGGCGAGAAAUAUAAAGAUAGCGCUGACGUGAUAGUGGCCAAGAUGGACUCCACAGCCAAUGAGAUCGAGGCAGUUAAAGUUCAUAGCUUCCCCACACUCAAGUUCUUCCCUGCAGGAGAGGAGCACAAGGUAAUUGACUACAAUGGGGAGAGAACACUGGAAGGCUUCACCAAGUUCCUGGAGAGUGGUGGCAAGGAGGGUGGUGCACCAGCAGGAGAGGACGAUGAUGAAGACAUGGACCUGGAUGAUAUGGAGGAAGAGCAGGACCUGGAAGAUCAGGAUGAGGACUCUGAUGGUGAAGAUGGACACGACGAGUUGUAAGAGCUGGCAGGGGAGAGAGAGAGGAGAGACGAGUUCCACCCCUAACCCCCCAACCAGUCACCAUCACCACCUUCACUUCCUUUGUGGACCUUCCCUGUCCUGUGAACAUUAUUACCCCCUUUAACUGCCUCUCAGUCAGCCGGCCAGCCAGCCAGCCAGCCAGCCAGUCAGUCCAUCAAUGGCAUGGCAGGGCCUUUGGCCCGCCACAUCUCCAACCUCAUAACGUCUGGCCAGACCGGUCUCGUCCCACCUGGGGGAACUCAGUGGAACAGCACACCACCUCUAUGGGAGACCUCAAUGCCUUGUCAACCAAGGUCCACAUCAACUGUUUGCCUUGUAUAUUGUAAACCAAAUGUAAAAAUGGCAUUGAGAUAUCCAGUUUUCAAGCAUUUUUUUUCCUGCAGUUACCUGUCGCGUUUGCCCCCCUCCCCACAAAAAAACCUGCCAUUGUUUAAUAUGGGUAUGAGCUAAUUCAGUGAUGUAACCUGUAUUUGUAGGUAAGGGGGGGUUGCCAGUGUUCUUACCCCUCUGAGGACCAGAGUUUUGUGUGGUGGUUUUGAAAGGACUGAUCUCUCAGGGGACAUGGGGCCAUCCUAGAGAUACAUGUUUAUUUUGCAAAGUGCUCACUAAAAUAAAGCCCACUGAGCAUGUCCAGUGUAGCACCAAGGACACCCCCAAAUGCAGCAUUAUGCAUCUGUAGCUGAGACCUGUUUUUCUUGAAGGAGGGGGUGUGUGUCUACUUAGUUUUCAUUGUUUUCAUUCCCUUUCUAUGCCAUUUGUUUCUCUCAGUUCAUCUAAUUUCAGCACCGCUACUGACUAUUUUCUUAAAAAAAGGAAAAAAAAAAAACGUUCACUUUUUUGGGGAAAAAUCCUAUUUUAUUUAAUUAUAUUAUUUUCAGUAUGAUUUUUUUUUUGUUAUUUAGGAUUUGUCAUUUUUAUCUGAUGUACCAGUAUGCCCAGCUGAGUCUUGCUGGGGCAGAGAUGGCCCUUGGACACACUCUCAGACCUGCGAUGUUGUGGAGCAAGAAACAGUUCGGAUGGGUUGCACUGCAUUCUUGCCAGUCAGAGAUUCAUCAUGGUUACUAAAUUAGGCAGAGUUGUUACUUAAAGGGAGCUGUGUUCUUGCUGCGGUGGGGGGUGAGGGGUCGUGUUUGGUCUGAGAGACGUGUCCAUUAUGUCUGAAGAGGGGAGGGAACAGUUGAACAGCCCCGCCCCUCACCCUUACUGUACCUCCUGCAUCCCUUUGGCUCUACCCAACACCCUUGUCCGCAUGAUGGUGUAUAUGUGCCUGUGCGCGUGUGUGUGUGUAUGUGUAUGUGGUAAACUGUGUGAGUGGUGCAAAGACUGCUGUGUGAUGACUUGAUUGACAUGUCCCUCUUUUCUUGUAAUUUGGGGACAAGGUUAUGAAUGUACUGUAUGUUUGUCCUAUUUUCUGUGAUGUGUUUGGCAGGGAGGGGAGGGUUGAGUAGAGCAAGGUGAUGGGUUUGCCAGCUGUACAGGGGUGGGGGAAAAUUAACAAAGCAUUCCAUCAUAUCCAGUUUGAUGUGGAAAAGUGAAAUGGUGGCCAAUAAACAAACUGUUUAAAAAAAAAAAAAGUACAUUUUUGUUCAGC